Molecule: messenger RNA, 746 nt
Organism: Aureococcus anophagefferens
Lineage: Eukaryota; Pelagophyceae; Pelagomonadales; Pelagomonadaceae
Exons: 1
Source: RefSeq, a predicted model, not a curated record
AUGCGCGUCGCCGCGUCGCCGCGGUCGAGCCCCAUCAGCUCGCAGGACAGCAAGUCCGUGGCGUCGCAGGACGCGUCGCCGGCCGGGUCGCGCCAGGCCCUCUUCUACGAGAGCGACGACGACGACGACGCGGGCGAGCCCGUCACGUUCCUCGUCAAGGUGCUCCGGUGCCGCGUCAAGGCCGGCUGCGGGGGCGACUUCGCCUUCGACGACGACCACCGCUACGCCGUCGCGCUCGGCGGCGACGGGGACCCGCGGCGGACCGAGUGGGUCGGCGGCCGCGGGAGCGAGGCGCGCUUCGUCGAGGAGUUCGUGUUCCAGCACGACCCCGACGACGCCGCGCCGGUGCUGACGGCGACGCUGCUCCGCAAACGGGCCGCGGGGACGCUCGCGGCCUACUACGACGGCGGCGAGGACCGCGUCGGCGACGCGGACGUCGCGCUCGACGAGCGGUCCGUGCUGCCGCGGACCGCGCCGCGGUUCUGGGUGCCCCUCCGGAGCCCCGCGUCGGCGGCCGGCGCGGCGUUCCUCGGCUGCGGCGGGCCCGGGGCCGCGGACGAGGAGGGGGAGGAGCUGCCGCUCGAGCUCCAGGUCGCCGUCUUCGGCUUCCGGCCGCUCGCGAUGGCGCGCGCGUGCCACGCGUACAAGCGCAUGCGGCGCCUCGAGGCCGAGCUCCUCGAGGUCAAGGCGGACCGCGACGACCUGCUCCGGCGCCUCCUGCCGCCGCCGCCGCCGGAGGGCGCGGA